CUCCGCGCUAGGGCAGCCGCGCCGCCGCCGGGACCGGGACCGGGACCGGGGCCGGCGGGGAGCCCGCGCGCAACUUUUCCUCCCUCGCGCCCGGCCGGGGCCUUCCCGCAUCCCCGCGGCAGGAAAAUGAACUACUUGAACGUGCUGGCCAAGGCGCUGUACGACAAUGUGGCCGAGUCCCCGGACGAGCUUUCCUUCCGCAAGGGCGACAUCAUGACGGUGCUGGAACGCAACACGCAGGGGUUGGAUGGCUGGUGGCUCUGCUCCCUCCAUGGCCGUCAGGGCAUUGUGCCCGGCAACCGCCUCAAGAUCCUGGUGGGCAUGUACGACAAGAAACAGCAGCAGCAACAGCAAGCAUCUGGCCCGGGACAGGGGCAAGCGCCACCCCAGCCACAGCCUCCAGCGCCCCAGACUGCUCUACCUUAUCACCACCAAGGGGGCUACACCGCUCUCUCGCCUGCAUCUCAGUACACCCCCAUGCACCCUGCCUACCCACCCCAAGGGGACAACGUCUACCUGAUGCCGGUCCCCAGCAAAGGGCAGCAGGGCCACUACUCGGGCUCGGCGCCCACUGGACAGUUCCCGCCUGCUCCAGCUAAGCAAUCGUCCACCUACCCGAAGCAGACUCCUUCCCAUGCCUUCCCCAGCCCCGGCCAGGAGAUCUACCAGGUGCCUCCAUCCCUGAGCCAAGUGGCAGACACAUACCCGGUGGGCUCUGCCAGCCCUCCCCAGGAUAUAUACCAAGUUCCUCCCUCAGUCAGUCUGGCUCAAGAGAUCUACCAGGUGCCCCCAUCGUUGGACAUGAGAAGCCGGGACGGGCACAAGACCCAGGGGAAGGUACUGGUGCCCACCCGUGUGGGGCAGGUGUACAUCUACGACUCUCCCAAGGGUGAGCAGGAUGAAUAUGACUUUCCUCGCCACCUCCUAUCGUCGGGCUCCCAGGAGAUCUACGACGUGCCGCCUGUCCGCGGAGGGCUUACAAGCCAGUUUAGCCAGGAGGUGUACGACACUCCCCCCAUGGCAGUGAAGGGUCCCAAUGGGCAGGACCCAGGGCAAGAGAUCUACGAUGUGCCUCCCAGUGUGGAGAAAAGUCUGCACCAAACCGUAUACGACAUCCCGCCCUCCGUGAGCAAGGAUGUGCCGGAUGGCCCUGUGCGGGAGGAGACUUACGACGUGCCACCUGCCUUUGCCAAGCAGAAGGCCUUCGACCCCUCCAGACACCCCCUCAUCCUCACGCAGCAGGAACCCUACUUGCCAGAGGACGUCUAUGAUGUGCCACCGGUGGCUGGGAAAGGCGUGCCCGAGCCAUCGCUCUCCCAUGAGAUCUACGAUGUGCCCCCUAGCCUCAAGAAGCUGGGGGGGUCGGCCUUCAGCUCCCAGGAGGUGUAUGACGUGCCCCGGGACCUGCAUGCCCCAGGCAAAGGCUCGGUGGACACCGAGGGUGAGUACAUCUAUGAUGUCCCACCGCAAGUGGACCGUGAGGCCAAGGCCACUGACACCAAGCGUCUCUCAGCCUCCAGCACAGGCAGCACUCGCAGCAAUAUCUCCACAUCCUCAUUAGAUGUGGUGCCUGUGAAGGAGCCGGCCAAGGGGGCCGGCAAGGAGUUCUCCUUGGACUUGGACGCUGCCAUGGAGAUGCUGGCCAAACUCCAGCACGGCGUCAGCGGCGCCGUCUCUUACCUCAUGUCCUUUAUCAGCACCAACUGGCGCAGCCCUGAGCACAUGGAGGCAAAUGCUGCCAGCAUCCAUACGGCGGCUGAGGGCGUCCAGACAGCCCUGCGGGACCUGCUGGAGUUUGCCCGGGGGGCAGUGGGCAAUGCUGCGCAGGCCUCGGACCGCUCCCUCUACACCAAGCUCAGCAAGCAGCUGCAGAAGAUGGAGGAGGUGUACCAGGCCCUGGCACGGCAUAGCCAAGCUCUGGACAGUUGCCACUGGGCCCCUAAUGCUUUGGUCAGUGGCAAGGCGGGCACCGAUGAUUUGGAGCUCUUCAUUAUGUACUCACGCGGCGUGCCUGAUGAUACUAAGCAGCUGGCCUCCUUCCUGCACGGCAAUGCCUCCCUCCUCUUCAAACGGACAAAGCAGGCAUCGGAGGGCAACAGCCACGGGCCUGCUCACCCCUCCGACAAAGCCAGUAGCAUCCAGUCGCGGCCCUUGCCCUCCCCACCCAAGCUGCUGGCGCAGGAGUCACCCGAUGGGCCGUACGAGAACAACGAGAGCGGCUGGAUGGAAGAUUACGACUAUGUCCAUCUCCAGGGCAAGGAGGAGUUUGAGAAGACCCAGAAGGAGCUGCUGGAGAAAGGCAACAUCAUCCGGCAGAGCAAAGACCAGCUGGAGCACCAGCAGCUAAAGCAGUUUGAGCGCCUGGAGCAGGAGGUGACGCGCCCCAUCGACAAUGACCUGUCCAACUGGAGCCCCCCACAGCACUACGGCUCGGCGCGGGGCGGCGGGGCCCUGUGUCCUGCAGACCGCCAGCUCCUCCUCUUCUACUUGGAGCAGUGCGAGGCCAACCUCACCACUCUCACCAAUGCCGUCGACGCCUUCUUCACUGCUGUCAGCACCAACCAGCCCCCCAAGAUCUUUGUGGCCCACAGCAAGUUUGUCAUCCUCAGUGCCCACAAGCUUGUCUUCAUCGGUGACACGCUGUCUCGUCAGGCUAAAGCCCAGGACGUCCGGCACAAGGUCACACACUACAGCAACCUCCUCUGCGAGAUGCUCAAAGAGAUUGUGGUGACCACAAAGGCAGCCGCUCUCCAUUACCCCUCACCCGCAGCCUCCAAGGACAUGGUGGAGCGUGUCAAAGACCUUGCCAACAGCACACAGCAAUUCAGGAUGGUGCUGGGCCAGCUGGCAGCCAUGUGAUGGCCCCAUGCUGUUGUCCUCUCUCUGUGGCCCUCCUGCUGUCCUCAGACAUGUGCCCCCCUCAACAAGUCUCUGCCCGGUGUGAACGGACCUGUAUAUAGAUAGAGACUCAUAUGCGCACCGGGGGCCUGGGGCUCCGCUGAUAAAAGGGUAAUGGGCUGCGGCGAAUUCCCCCCUUCCUGUUCUUCCCCUCUCCAGACAGAGGACAAGAUCAGUUUUAGCGCUGUGCCCGCAAUGAAGCAAAGCUGGGAGAUAAAUUCAUGGCCUUUCCUUCCCUGCUGUCCCCUCUCCACCCAACACCUGCGCUGCCGGGGUGGGGGGUCCUGGCUGGGAGCGAUGGGACCAUGUCCCACGCCGUUCACUUGACUCAAGCUGAGGCUGCACAGAGGGCUGUGCCCAGCAGUUCGGGGUGAUGCUGUGGCUGCUCCCGUCUCCGGGGGACUCCUGAGCGGUCUCGUCUGGCACACUGGGCAGCGGUUCUUAACGGUGUGGAAGCCGUCUUCGCGGCAGAGACGGAAAACCAUGCUGGGUAACAGCA
This is a messenger RNA of Rhea pennata, 3397 nucleotides long. It is a transcript of the gene BCAR1, whose product is annotated as BCAR1 scaffold protein, Cas family member. Gene Ontology annotation, biological process: cell surface receptor protein tyrosine kinase signaling pathway; cell migration. Bases 127 to 2859 code for a protein of 910 amino acids. The record is from RefSeq and is a predicted model, not a curated record. Gene Ontology annotation, molecular function: protein binding. The transcript has 7 exons. Gene Ontology annotation, cellular component: plasma membrane; focal adhesion; cytoplasm. NCBI's taxonomy places the organism in Eukaryota, Metazoa, Chordata, Aves, Rheiformes, Rheidae.